Molecule: messenger RNA, 641 nt
Organism: Synchiropus splendidus (mandarinfish)
Lineage: Eukaryota; Metazoa; Chordata; Actinopteri; Syngnathiformes; Callionymidae
Gene: jtb
Product: jumping translocation breakpoint
Exons: 5
Coding region: 141-584 (147 amino acids)
Biological process (GO): mitotic cytokinesis
Cellular component (GO): membrane; centrosome; midbody
Source: RefSeq, a predicted model, not a curated record
AGGUUUUCCCGGAAGCUGAGGUCAUCACCCAACGCUUCCUGUAAACUAAGAUGGCGUCGCUGCUGUUGUUUGGCUAACUAUUAGCUUUUUCCGAUCAACUUUAAGCAGGGGUCAGUGUGGCGUCCUGCUGUUCCUGGUUGAUGGAGGGUGGCUGGCGGGUCCCGGUGACCUGCUGUCGACCCAGGGUUCUACUCCUGCACGCCCUCUUCUGGACCCUGGUCACGCUGCGGGUGUUUGGGUCGGUGCUGCUCAGCGAAGACAAGUCAGAGACCCCGGCGGCGCCGUGCUGGCUGCUGGAGGACUUUGUGGUGACGACCGAGUGCUCGCAGUGCACGGCCUUCCAGUCGAAGACCUGGACGUCGUGUGCCGCCACCGGCUACGUGGAGCGGGUCAACUGUACCAGGUCCAACCGUGACGAGUACAAGAGCUGCCGCUCAUUUCUGCUGGAUGAUCGUCUUUUCUGGAGGUUCGAGUCUGUUCUCUUGGUUCUCACCGUUCUCUUUGCCUUCCUGGUGGUCAGACGUCAGCGCCGUUUGGACCGACUGGCAUCGGAGAAAGUGAGGCGGCAGAUCGAAUCCAUCUGACACCGCCCCCUUUUGUCAAUCCUCUUAAUAAAUGUACAUAAUAAAGAGACAGCCGUC